AGCGCAGCAGCAGCAGUGCCUGAUGGGCGUUGUGGUUUCCAGCAAGGCUUACACGCAGAAAUCCCAGGGGGGUCCUCGGAUGGUGAGCAUGUGCAGAAGAGGCCAGGAUACAGCCUUGUGUACGCCGAGCUAGCCGCCGCGCGCCCCCGCCCGCAGGAUAAUCUCGCCUUCGCCGUGCCAUGCCUCUGCAUGGGUUGCAGCCGCUGAGAAGGAUCCGAGGAGGCGGCGGAAAAGGAGCCUGCCCGCCUUUCUGAUCUGCCCUCCGAUGUUUUCUUGCUUCUGCUUCAGCAUCCAGGACCAUUCCUUCAGCAGCUCGGCUCUGCCAGAGUGUGGCGAGGAUACAGAGUCUGUACAUGAAGACCAAACAGCCAGUUCCCUUCACAGAGAUGAAAACAAGGAAAACCACCCAGACAAAGCUAUAGUCUUAGAGGAAAACCAGGCAGUGUUCCAAGAUACCCAGACACCCUGUGAUGGCACAUUGAGGGUUGGAAUGGGGAACUUAAAAUCCAGAAAGCCCACAUCCAUUUCAAAACCAGAAAAUGGGAAAAAGCGUGAAGAAAGUCAGGAGAUGGGAAAUGCAUUGCCGUGGCUCUCCGACUGUCAGAGGAAAACGGGAACGCCGGCUAAUGAUUACACCGAGAACGUGGCAUUCAGAUACCAGGAAACUGUCAUCAAGUUUCAACCGAGGACAGAUCAGAGUGCAUUUAUUUCACCAAAGGAUGGCACUGAACAUUUCCAGAACUUCAGUGAGGAAGAAACACCACAGCUGCCGGCUUCAAGAGACCCAGUUCCUUCAUCGAUCCCAACCAGCAGUGUGCAAGUUGAUGGGGAGAGUUGUGGAGAGCCUGCACAAGUCUACAAAGAGGGCCAGGCAGAUGCAGACAAUGGACAUGAAGACCACCAUUCCUUAGGGACCAGCAGGCUGCUGUAUCACAUUACUGAUGGAGAUAAUCCUCUGCUGUCUCCUCGCUGCUCUAUUUUUAGCCAAAGCCAGAGAUUUAAUUUAGACCCUGAAUCAGCUCCUUCUCCACCAAGUGCUCAACUGUUCAUGAUGGCCAGAAGUUCUUCCAGAGGUAGCUGCGAUGACGCCAAAGAGCCGCAGACGAUAGCACAACUCACAAAGCACCUGCAAAGUCUUAAGAGGAAAAUUAGGAAAUAUGAAGAAAGGUUUGAGCAAGAGAAUUAUCGGCAUUCUCACGCUGACAAAAUAUCGAAUCCCGAAGUAAUGAAAUGGAUGAACGACUUGGCCCAAAAGUCGAAAACAGCUUAAGAGCUGAAACUCAAAAUGUCAGAAGAACAAAGCUGCCCCCUCAAAGCAACUCAAAGGAACCUUCAUCAGGAGAGCUCCAAAGAGACUGUGAAGCAGGACACAGCAGGAGCUCCCCCGAGCCCCUCCGUAGAAGAAACCAUGGACGCCGUGAUGAAACGGCUGAACGAGAAGCGGCAGCAGCUCCAUAUCCCCGAGAACGUUAAGGGAAACAAGCAAGAUAGGAGUCUGAUGAAGCCCCUUUAUGAAAGAUACAGAAUUAUCAAGCAGCUUCUGUCGACGCCAUCUUUGAUCACAACCAUUCAGGAGGAGGAAGAUUCUGAUGAAGAUCACUCCCAGAGCAGCUAUGAGUUGUCCUCUGCCACGUCCCUCCAUUUGCCUUCUGACGAACAUCUCUGUCAUUCAGACGAGGAGAAUGAGCCCGCCUUUGUGUCACCCCUGGAUGAAAAGAAAGCAGUCAAACAGCCUGCCCUGUCAAUGUCCAACUUGCACGAGGCCACAAUGCCUGUGCUGCUGGAACAUCUCCGAGAAACGAGAGCUGAUAAGAAAAGGCUAAGGAAAAUGUUACGAGAAUUUGAGGACCAGUUCUUUAAGCAAACAGGAAGGACUCCCCAAAAGGAGGACCGCAUCCCCAUGUCAGAGGAGUACUUGGAAUACAAGCACAUCAAAGCCAAGCUCAGGCUGCUGGAGGUCCUCAUCAGCAAGCACGAUGUCUCCAAAACCAUCUGAAGUCCAGUGGUUUGCAAUAGUAAAACUCCUUGGUCUGGGAAAAGGAGAGAGAGAGAGAGAAGGAUUGCACAGGUCUGGCUCUUCCUGCACAAUGGCUUUGACACCUUGAAAUUCUGAUGCACUUUAUUUAUGUUCUAUCGCUGCAGGUGAGCAAGAGAGUGAGAGAAAGGGGUGUGAGAAUGCAGGAAGGAGGAGUGAUUGCAUGGGAGGGCUAACACUUAACUGUGAGUCGUCUCUUGUUUCUGGAGCUGUUUUUCACUCGGGCAAGUUUCCCCUCGCUUUAGCCAAAAGGAGGUACUAUAAUCAUAUAUGCACAUUCAGGAAGCCGGGUUGGCGGAACUUCCUGUUUCACUUCAAAGCUCCACUGUGACGUGUUUCCAGGCAGGUGGUGCUAAUUCAACAGCACUCAAAGGUAUGGAAGGGCAGUCCAAUCAUCCAAACAGGCUCACCCAGGUUUUUAUUUUGUCUCUUCCCACUUGGGCAGCAUAGGACUAGAGAAAAAAGAGGCACAUCAAUGUCUCUUGAGCCGCCCAUCAGGUAAACUUGGAACACAAUUCUAGGUAGGCGAUUCUCCUAAACCUACUCAGUCAGAAUUAUGAAGUGUCCUCCACAAUCUGAUAGGCCUCUUUUAUUUGUGUAUUCCAGUGCGUAGCCUGGGCAGCUUUUGUAUCCCAGGAUUCACUGGGAGGGCCAGAUUGAAAACCAUCCCUAAUCUUGGGAGGAGAGAUGCACCAGUAAAGAACCUCUUUUCUGCCUGGUUGGCUAGGUAAAAAAGUACAGGUCACAGAGAAACUGUAGUUUUCCAUCUUGGGUGAGGAUAAUGAAGGAAGGAAGGAAAGCAGCACACCCCUGCAGAUAAAACUUGACCAACAACCCCCAGGAAUGUGAGCAGCUGUCUUUGCUGGUUCAGUGUGCUCUAGAGGACCCUGUUUGUCCAAACGCAACCAUCAGUAAUGUCAAGAAUCUGACUUUCUCCGUAGAUCAAAUACUUGUGCAGGAGGGGACAUUUUUGAGAAUUUAAUAGGCACCCAAGAUGCAAGUCUUAAUCCAUCCUGCGUUAGGGGGUUCCUGAUGCUCUUGUUUCCCCUCCAAUAAUUAACAGAUAAGGACCACCUAAAUCUACCAGCUUGGCAGAGACACUUCUCACUUGAUAUAUAUGCCACCCCUCCUGAAGUGGCGGAGCCUGGGUGAAAGUGCAGGGCAAAAUAGCUCCUGCAGGAUAAAGAGAGAAUGAAGGAUGGCUCCGAUAUAGGCAGCAACCUAUGUUUGUGGAAUGUACAUGGAUUGGACUGCAUGGAAAGCACCACUGGUUCCUGCAUCAUCCAGGCUGUAUUUAGGGUAGGUAGAAAUUCUACUUUUCAGGUCCAGGAAAUGUGGGAAGAAUUAUGACACGAAGGAAGAGCCUCAGAUACCUAGUUCAGAUACCAAAUUGGCAGGCAGAAUUUUGGAGAGGGUUUCACACUUGGGGGGAUGGGGGUAUUAUGGGUUUGAGGCAGGAAUAGGAGAUGAUGUGGUCUGAAUCAAGGGUAGCCAGCACCGGACCUUCCAGAUGUUUUGGAGUACAGUUCCCACCUGUUAGCCUUGCUGGCUGGGGCUGAUGGGAGUUGGAGACCAA
Messenger RNA from Lacerta agilis (Sand lizard), 3611 nucleotides. RefSeq names its product family with sequence similarity 13 member C (gene FAM13C). Lineage: Eukaryota; Metazoa; Chordata; Lepidosauria; Squamata; Lacertidae. The record is from RefSeq and is a predicted model, not a curated record.